CUCCGCAACACACAGCAAUUCUCUUCUUCUUAUGCUCUCUUUGUAGUUGCUCUGAUUUUCGUCUUUGAUUUUUAUUGAAUUAUUAUUAUUAACAUUAGCGAGCUGUUGGGUUUCUCUGUGAUGAACAAAACGAUGACGAGUCCGAUCUAUUUCCAUUCUUUCAAUCCUGACGACAAUCGAGGCAUUUGUCUGAGAGAAACCCACAAUUUCUUUCUUCUUCUUCAAGAUUAUAAAUUUAUUUUUGGUGGUAUUGAAUUGAAUCAGGGCAUGAUGAGGAUGAUUUGAUUUUAUGCUGAUUAUGGUGAUGAAUUACAUUACGGGUGGUUUUAUUGCCACAGCUUCACAGGUUAACCCACGCGGAGAAGGUGGUGACUGCUGCAAGUUGGAUUCAAAUGAGGGGUAUAAUAGUCAAAUAAUUAAAAAAAGCUGUGGUAUUAACAGUAGUGGCUGUGGCAAUAACACCACCCUUACAUUACCUCCUACUCAUUCUGAAUGCCCUCUUUACACUUCUUUUUAUUAAAUCAACAAAAAAAAAAAUUAAUUCUAAUGAAUUCGAUUAGAUGAGAUGAUGCAGCAGCAAUAAAAAAGAAUUAUAAAU
Messenger RNA from Rubroshorea leprosula, 598 nucleotides. The record is from the annotation of a GenBank genome assembly. Lineage: Eukaryota; Viridiplantae; Streptophyta; Magnoliopsida; Malvales; Dipterocarpaceae.